UGGCUGCUCUGUCUUUUGCUUUUGAGUUACCACCACCUGCAUUACUUCUCCUUUCCCAUUCUUCUGAACAUCCCUCUUUAGCAUUCUUUUUUGUUUUCCUUCUCUACAAUUCACUUCCCUUCAUUCCUUCAAAACACAUCUCGUCUCAUCCCAACACCUAUUCUCCAUUUACAGUCCUCUGUCUUGUCUGAAUUCUGAAUCCAAUGAUCAUAAUAUAGAUCAUAGAAUUUCAAUUAUGGGAACUCCGGUAAACAUCGUAGUUGGAUCACAUGUGUGGGCAGAAGAUCCAGAUAUUGCAUGGAUUGAUGGAGAAGUAACAGAGAUCAAAGGGAAUAAUGCUACCAUAGUUACUACAAAUGGAAAAACAAUUGUGGCCAAUCUCUCCAGUAUUUACCCAAAAGACAUGGAAGCACCACCAGCUGGUGUUGAUGACAUGACCAAACUAGCCUAUCUCCAUGAGCCAGGAGUCCUACAGAAUCUUGCUUCUCGGUUUGCUCUCAAUGAGAUAUAUACUUACACAGGGAACAUCCUAAUAGCAGUGAACCCUUUUCGAAGGAUACCACAUUUGUAUGACGUCCAUAUGAUGGAACAGUACAAGGGAGCUGCUUUUGGAGAGCUCAGUCCCCAUCUUUUUGCUGUUGCAGAUGCUUGUUACAGGGCAAUGAUCAACGACCAAGGAAGUCAAUCCAUCCUAGUAAGCGGAGAGAGUGGGGCUGGUAAAACAGAGACAACAAAGAUGCUUAUGAGAUAUCUUGCUUUCAUGGGGGGCAGAUCAGGUACUGAGGGGAGGACAGUUGAACAACAAGUUUUGGAGUCCAAUCCUGUCUUGGAAGCAUUUGGCAAUGCCAAAACUGUGAAGAACAACAACUCCAGUCGUUUUGGUAAAUUUGUUGAGAUCCAAUUUAAUAAAUAUGGAAAGAUCUCUGGAGCUGCUGUCCGUACAUAUCUUCUUGAACGGUCACGUGUUUGCCAGGUCUCUGAUCCUGAGAGGAACUAUCAUUGCUUUUACAUGCUUUGUGCAGCACCACCAGAGGAUGUAAAGAAAUUCAAGCUGGGGGAUCCAAGGGCAUUCCACUAUCUAAAUCAAACAAACUGUUAUGAAGUAGAAAAUGUGAAUGAUGCCAGGGAAUAUCUAGAAACCAGAAAUGCCAUGGAUAUUGUCGGGAUCAGCCAGGAAGAACAGGAAGCAAUAUUCCAGGUAGUAGCUGCAAUCCUUCAUCUUGGGAACAUUGAGUUCAUCAAAGGAAAGGAAGUAGAUUCUUCCAAAUUGAAGGAUGAGAAAUCACUCUUCCAUCUUCAGACUGCUGCUGAGCUGCUCAUGUGUGAUGAGAAAGCCCUAGAAGAUUCACUUUGCCAGCGUGUCAUAGUUACACCUGAUGGUAACAUUACGAAACCUCUUGAUCCGGCUUCAGCUGUAUUAAAUCGCGAUGCCCUCGCAAAGACUGUGUACUCUAGGCUAUUUGACUGGAUUGUGGAUAAAAUCAACAGUUCUAUUGGUCAGGAUCCUAGUGCAGAGAACAUAAUUGGAGUUCUUGACAUCUAUGGAUUUGAGAGCUUCAAAGUUAACAGUUUUGAGCAGCUCUGCAUCAACCUCACAAAUGAAAAGUUGCAACAACAUUUUAAUCAACACGUAUUUAAAAUGGAGCAAGAAGAGUACACAAGGGAAGAGAUCAACUGGAGUUACGUAGAGUUCGUAGAUAACCAAGAUGUGCUGGAUCUUAUAGAGAAGAAACCAGGAGGGAUAAUCGCUCUUCUUGAUGAAGCAUGUAUGUUUCCCAAGUCCACCCAUGAGACAUUUGCACAAAAGAUGUAUCAGACAUAUAAAGGACAUAAGCGCUUCAGCAAACCAAAGCUUGCUCGGACAGACUUCACCAUCAACCAUUAUGCUGGUGAUGUUACCUACCAAGCAGAUCAAUUCCUAGACAAAAAUAAGGAUUAUGUUGUAGCAGAACAUCAAGCUCUAUUGAAUGCCUCCAAGUGCUCUUUUGUUGCAAAUCUCUUCCCUCCAUUGCCUGAGGAAACGUCAAAGCAAUCCAAGUUUUCAUCAAUCGGCACCCGUUUCAAGCAACAAUUGCAAUCUUUAAUGGAAACUUUAAGCACAACGGAGCCGCACUACAUCAGAUGUGUAAAGCCAAACACUGUUUUAAAGCCUGGAAUCUUCGAAAGUUUCAACGUAUUAAACCAGUUAAGAUGUGGGGGUGUCCUAGAGGCAAUUAGAAUAAGUUGUGCUGGGUAUCCCACAAAGAGAACAUUUGAUGAAUUCCUUGAUCGUUUUGGAAUGCUUGCUCCGGAUGUUCUAGAUGGCUCUGAUGAAAAAUCAGCCUGUAUAGCCAUCUGUGACAGAAUGGGUUUGAAGGGCUACCAGAUUGGGAAAACAAAGGUGUUUCUCAGAGCUGGGCAGAUGGCUGAAUUAGAUGCAAGACGAAUUGAAGUCUUAGCUAAUGCUGCAAGACGCAUCCAGAGGCAAAUCCGCACUUACCUCACUAGGAAGGAGUUCAUUGCCCUACGGCAGGCCACCAUUCAUUUACAGAAACGAUGGAGAGGGCGGCUUGCACGCAAGUUAUAUGAACAUAUGAGAAGAGAAGAUGCCUCAAUUCGAGUGCAAAAACAUGCACGUGCUCAUACAGCUAGAAAAGCAUAUAAAGAGUUGCGGGCAUCGGCAAUAGUUAUUCAAACUGGUUUGCGUGCAAUGGCAGCUUACAAGGAAUACAGUUACAGAAAGAGAACCAAGGCUGCAAUCAUUGUUCAGACUCGGUGCCGUAGAUUCCAAGCUCUUUCUGCUUACAAACAGAAGAAAAAGGCUGCUAUUACACUUCAGUGUCUCUGGAGGGCUAGGGUAGCAAGGAAGGAACUUAGAAAGCUAAGAAUGGCUGCUAGAGAAACAGGAGCACUUAAAGAAGCGAAGGAUAAACUGGAGAAGCGUGUUGAAGAGCUGACAUGGCGACUAGAAUUCGAAAAGCACAUGAGGGUUGACCUUGAAGAAGCAAAAGGUCAAGAGAUUGCAAAAUUACAAUCUGCUUUGCAUGAAAUGCAAGAGCAAUUGGAUGAAGCUCAAGCUGCAAUCAUCAGGGAGAAAGAAGCAGCAAAAAUAGCCAUUGAACAAGCACCUCCAGUCAUCAUAGAAGUACCUGUUGUUGACAACACCAAGCUAGAGUUCCUGACAAACCGCAAUGAGGAACUUGAGGAUGAGUUAAGUGAGUUAAAGAAGAGGGUUGAAGAAUUUGAAAGAAGAUAUUCUGAGGUCCAAAGAGAAAGUGAAUCAAGGCUUAAAGAGGCAGAAGAAUCACAAUCAAGAGUAUCUCAGUUGCAAGAGACUAUUGAAAGACUAGAAUUGAACUUGUCCAACUUGGAAUCUGAGAACCAGGUUUUGCGUCAGCAAGCUUUGGUUGCAUCAACAAAUGAUGAGCUCUCUGAAGCAGUGAAGAUCCUUGAGAGCAAAAUUGCAAAGUUGGAGUCUGAGAAUGAAAUCCUUCGCAAUCAGGCACCUGUCAUAGUAGAGAAAUUGGUUACAACUGACCAGAUGCAGCCAGAAGUUACCAAGAGUUUUGAAAAUGGACAUCAAACAGAAGAAGUUAAGACAACAAAAGAGUCAACACCUCUUGUAAUUCCCCUCAGUAAACAAAAAUCCCUAACAGACAGGCAACAAGAAAACCAUGACACACUUAUAAAGUGUCUAGUGGAAGAUAAGCGAUUUGACAAGAACAGGCCCGCUGCUGCUUGUAUUGUCUAUAAAUCACUUCUUCAGUGGAGGUCCUUUGAAGCAGAAAAGACAAACAUAUUUGAUCGAAUUAUUCACACAAUCCGUUCAUCUGUUGAGAAUCAGGAGAACAUAAGUGAACUUGCAUACUGGCUCUCUACAACAUCUACCCUUUUGUUUCUUCUACAAAAUACACUCAAGGCAGGCAAUUCAUCAAGCACACUUUCCCACCGUAGCAGAACCUCACCAACCACCUUGUUUGGUAGAAUGGCUCAAGGCCUUCGCUCAUCACCAUCAAGCAUGGGGAUUUCAAGUGGCUACAGUGGAAUGGUAGGAAAGCCAGACAUCCAAUCAAGAGUUGAAGCCAAAUAUCCUGCUCUACUAUUUAAGCAACAUCUAACUGCAUAUGUUGAGAAAAUAUAUGGGAUGAUCCGGGACAGUUUGAAGAAAGAGAUUACUCCAUUCCUGAAUCUGUGUAUACAGGCACCAAGAUCUGCGAGGGCUAGAUCAGUAAGAGGGUCAUCUAAAAAUAUCCAUUCAAAUAUGGUUGCAAAGCAACAAGCAUCAAGCAUACAUUGGCAAAGCAUUGUUGGGUGCCUAGAUCGUACCUUGGGUAUAAUGUGUAAUAAUUAUGUCCCUUCCAUGAUCAUAAGGAAAACCUUCUGUCAGGUGUUCUCCUUCAUAAAUGUGCAGCUUUUCAACAGUUUAUUGCUUCGCCGUGAAUGUUGCUCAUUUAGCAAUGGAGAAUAUGUAAAAGCUGGCUUACAAGAACUAGAGCAGUGGUGCUCCAAAGCAACAGACCAGUUUGCCGGACCAUCAUGGGAUGAACUCCAGCAUGUGAGGCAGGCAAUUGGAUUUUUGGUUUCACAUCAAAAGCCUCAGAAGUCCUUGGAUGAGAUCACUAAUGAAAUUUGCCCGGUUUUAAGCAUUCCACAGAUAUAUCGCAUUGGAACAAUGUUCUGGGAUGACAAAUAUGGGACCCAAGGAUUAUCUCAAGAUGUUAUUGGCAAGAUGAGGACUCUGAUGACAGAAGAUUCAAUUAGCAUGCCAAAUAAUUCUUUCUUGCUCGAUGUCGAUUCAAGCAUACCUUUCUCUCUGGAAGAGAUAUCAAGAGCCUUUCUUGACAUAAACCUAUCCGACGUCGACCCACCUCCUCUUCUCCGUCAGAACUCCGAGUUCCAUUUCCUGUUGCAGCGAACAGAUUGAGAAACCCAUUUCUGUGGCACCGCCACCACCAACAUACAAAAAAGAAUACAGAUGAAGGAAAGAAAGAUUGUUAAUUUUUAUAUAUUGUUUUCUUUUCAUUCUUUUUUAACAAGUGAACGAGUGUUCGGAAUGUAAAUUUUCUUUUUUUUUUUUGUUUACAUCAACAAUUUUUCCAUUCAGAGUUGUGCCACUGGAUUGAGGCAUUCAGAGUGAUUCUUUUAUAGUGAAGAGUGAAGACAAGAAUGUUUUUUUCCUCUUUUUUUUAAUUUUUGGAAUGCAAUUAAAAAAGGAAACAAGAAAGAGAGAGUAUUUGUU
Messenger RNA from Nelumbo nucifera (sacred lotus), 5218 nucleotides. Its product is annotated as myosin-12-like. Gene Ontology annotation, cellular component: membrane; myosin complex; actin cytoskeleton. Gene Ontology annotation, biological process: actin filament organization. The record is from RefSeq and is a predicted model, not a curated record. Gene Ontology annotation, molecular function: actin filament binding; microfilament motor activity; ATP binding. NCBI's taxonomy places the organism in Eukaryota, Viridiplantae, Streptophyta, Magnoliopsida, Proteales, Nelumbonaceae.